CUCCGCAGACGGCACACAUCUGCCCUGACCUUCCGACGCGCCGCCGCGACGCACAGAGAGACGCACGCACUUGCAAAGUCAACAUGGACGUCCACACAAUGCACGGACAAAUGGAUUAUAAUUUGGACAACAUGGAGGCCAAGCACGGGAAGAUCCUGGACGAACGCCUGGACAGCGGCUUGGAUUCCAUGAAGGAGGACGAUAUGGUCAAGGACUUUGAGGAGAUUACCUUGAGCUCCGAAAAGGAGCGCACGGAGGAGUACGAGUCGUGGAGGGAAGCCGUGACCGAGGACGGAGAUACGCUCCUCCACUUGGCCAUCAUUCACGAAGCAACAGAUCAUGCCCUUCAGAUGAUCAGCCUUUCCAGAAAUCACUCCUUCCUCAACAAACAGAACCACCAAAGACAGACUUCCCUGCACCUGGCAGUGAUCACCGAGCAGCCCCAGUUGGUGGACAAGCUCCUGAAGGCUGGCGCCGACCCGCUGCUGGCCGACAACAGCGGCAACACCGCUCUCCACAUCGCCUGCAAAAGGGGCUCCCUGGCCUGCUUUGGCGUCAUCACCCAGAACUGCCAGCGCCACCUCACCUCCGUCCUGUCCAUCCCCAAUUACAGUGGACACAACUGCCUGCACUUGGCGUCAAUCAACGGUUACAUUUCCUUGGUGGAGAGCCUUGUUCGGCUGGGAGCAAACGUCAACGCACAGGAACCCUGCAGCGGGCGGACCGCGCUCCACCUGGCCGUUGACCUGCAGAACCCCACGCUUGUCCGCUGCCUCCUGGACCUGGGCGCCGAGGUCAACUGCCAGAACUACGGCGGCUUCACGCCGUACCACCUGACGUACGGGCGGCAGAACGACGAGAUCCGCUGCCAGCUGUACGAGCGCACGGCGCUGGAGCUGAGGGAGCUGCCUGACAGCGAGUCGGAUGACAGCGACAUGGAGGAGCUGGAUCUGCUGGAGGACGAGGUCUACGACGACAUAAAGUUCGGGAAGUAGAUGAGGCACCCCUCUGCUGGUGGUGCGAACGUCAAAGCUGCUAACGGGGUUUGCCUGAAAGCGGCACCCAGCGGGGGUCACAGAAGCUGGUCAAGCUCCCAGCCCCCCCCCCCCCCUCCAGGGCCGGCGGUUCAGGCCCGCGGGUGCUGGCCCCCCCAGAGACUGCAAACGGGAAUGAAGAUGGUGUCCAGUCGGAGAUUGCUGAAAAACCACGAUGGCGAGACCUCCAAUCGGCUCCGCGACUGUUUUUUUUUUAAAAGCAUAAAUCUAUUAUUGUGUAAAUACGAGACAUGUAACAUAUUGUAAAUACAGAGAUCCUAUUUUUGUACCGAGUGUGAAUUUAAACACUAUUAUCGUGAAAAAGCCACAAAAAAAAAAAAGAAAAUAAAAGAA
Molecule: messenger RNA, 1388 nt
Organism: Fundulus heteroclitus (mummichog)
Lineage: Eukaryota; Metazoa; Chordata; Actinopteri; Cyprinodontiformes; Fundulidae
Gene: nfkbiaa
Product: nuclear factor of kappa light polypeptide gene enhancer in B-cells inhibitor, alpha a
Exons: 6
Coding region: 84-995 (303 amino acids)
Molecular function (GO): protein binding
Source: RefSeq, a predicted model, not a curated record